AAAAGAAACCCCAUUCGUUGUUAAUCGUCAUCGCUCGAAGAAGAAGGUUCGCAAAAAUAUAAAAAUUCACAGAAAAUUUGUGUGUGUUCAUGUUACAGGAGCAAGAAAAAUCCAAUAGAAAGGAUAAUUGUGCAAACAUUUUCAUUUUUUUUCCUCAACUAAAGCUUGAGAAACAUUUUGAAGUUCUUCUAAAGCAAGCAAUCGGUCAAAUCGCAACUUGAGACCCGGCGUGAAAAAUCGAAUCGGUGGCAAAAAAGAAGACAAACUGUAAUUUUUGGUAGCACAAAAUUCCCGUGCAGUCAUCAUCAGCAUUAACGAAAGCGAAGGUUGAAACAAGAAGCAGCAGCAGCAGAAGAGAAAUAUAAAAAAGAAGGAAAAAGAAAGACUUAUUUGAAUAUUUGCGAAAAAUCGUGGCCCCUCUCCAAGUGGCGAGCAAGUCAUAGGUAAUAAAACGCCACUACCGCCAAAAAUGGGAAUCCCAGAGGCCCAGUUAAAAGCCAAGCUGCUCAUUGACCCACCAAAUGAAUUGCGCUUUCGUGGUCCUUUCACCAAACCCGUCAUAAAUACAUUACAACUCACGAAUCCUUCGGAUAAUGAUAUUCUAUUCAAAAUCAAAACAACCGCUCCAAAACGUUACUGUGUACGUCCAAAUUUUGGCUGUGUUAAGGGACAUGAAACGACUUCCGUUGAAAUCUGCUUACAGCAAUUCAAUUUUGAUCCCUUUGAAAAGAACAAACACAAGUUUAUGGUUCAAAGUGUUGUCUGUCCCCUUAUUGAAGAUGAACCCAUUGGAUAUUUUGACAUUUGGAAGGAGUUGCCACCGGAAAAUUUUAUGGAUGCCAAACUAAAGUGUGUCUUUGAAAUGCCAAAUGAAGAUGAAGAUGAACAGCCAUCAGCUGCAGUAAAGGUCGUUAAAAAUGAGACAUCGGCAUCACCUCCUCAAGUCAAAAACGAAGAAAAGCAAAUUCCAAGUAUGGAUAAUUUGGAUCGAUCUGAAUAUUCGGUGACGAAAGAACUCAGAGAAUUACGCGAGGAAAACAGUAAAUUGAGAAAAGAGAAUAUUAAUGUGAAGGAACAAGUCCUCCGAUUGCGAUCGAUAAUACCCAAGCAAUCAGACAUGGAAUUCUAUAAUCCAGCUAGGGCUGAAAAGCAAAUCCCCAUGUUCUUUAUAGCGAUCACUAUAGCUGCUGUUAUUUUUGGUAUUCUAUUCGGCAAAUUCUUACUCUGAACAUCUUAAGCAACAGCAAACAAAACAAACAAACAACAACAACAACAAAAUGUUAUGUUUUUCUUUUUGUCUUGCUAGCAGUUCAAGAAUAAAGCUGCAUAUUAUAAUUCAUGAAAAACAAAAAGAGAAAAAACUCAACAAAAACAAUAACAAGAAACUAAAAAAAAUGCAAAAAAUUGCGAAAAAAGAAGAAAACAAAAAACACAACAGCAACAAAAAAGAGAGAUGAGAACUUAAGCAAAACAAAAAAAAAAGGAAUUCUUAAGUAAAAUCAAGCAGCAAUUAUUAAAUGAAAGAAUGUUAGUUAAAACAAAUAUAAGGGAAAAAAUUCUCAUUAUUCAUUUAAAAUGCAAUCAAAUCACAACAACACAUUGCUGUUUAUGUGUAAAAAAAAAAAAUAUUGUAAUUUUUUCCAUCAUGUUUUUUUUGGAAUUUUCCAAAGGCAUUAUUUUUGUUGAAAAGCGUUUGUUUUUUCUUUUAAGUUUUACUAGGGCUCUUCUCAUACUUAAGCCAUGGAAAUUGCUGCCGCCUCAUUUAUAUGUUGUUUCUUCUUAGAAGCUCUCUACCUCCAUUUUUCACGACGAUACAUUUCCUUUAUUCCAGGUUUCUUUCAUGUUUGUUUUUUAUGAUUUUUCUUUGGUUAAUGCGCGCAUUUAUUAGUUAUUCAGUUCUAAAGGCCAAUAAAAACAAAACUAAACUUGAGCUUAAAAACUAAGACAAAGAAAAUAAGAAAAAAAAUUCUACUAGCAGAGUC
Messenger RNA from Stomoxys calcitrans (stable fly), 1982 nucleotides. It is a transcript of the gene Vap33, whose product is annotated as vesicle-associated membrane protein-associated protein B/C. The transcript has 6 exons. Gene Ontology annotation, molecular function: FFAT motif binding. Gene Ontology annotation, cellular component: plasma membrane; endoplasmic reticulum membrane. Lineage: Eukaryota; Metazoa; Arthropoda; Insecta; Diptera; Muscidae. The record is from RefSeq and is a predicted model, not a curated record. Gene Ontology annotation, biological process: endoplasmic reticulum membrane organization. Bases 470 to 1228 code for a protein of 252 amino acids.